GUGGUGCGAAGGCGUCGCCUUGAGAAGAUCCGUAUAAAAUGGUGGCAUCGUCGGCGAAGAGGCACGCACACACACGACCAGCCUCUUCGUUUUCUUUCGAGCAGCACUCGGAGACCCACCGACGCAGCCACCAUGAUCAAGGUUCUGAUUCUCCUCGCCGUGCUGGCCCUCUUCGCCGUCUCGCAGGCUGUGGCUGCGCCACAGUACUACGUCGCAGACAGUCUGUACUACGGCUACCCGUAUUCUGCCUACUACGGCGCCUACUACCCCUACUACUACUACGGGCGCUAAGCUGGAUCUCGUGCCGGCGCAGCGACAGUUCGUGGUGGUUUCUUCAAAGAAAACCUCAGCUCUCUAACGCAUUCUACCACUCCCAGCCCUGAAAGCACUGCCUAGUCAUUGUCUGCCUAGCCACCAUGGAAGCACUGCCUAGUCAUUUCACCACCUGUGAUGGAAAAACAGCGCUAAAGAGCGGACGAGGUCUAAGGAAGACACCUCAGUUGUGUCUUCCUUAUUUGUCACUUUCUUAGCGCUGUUUAUUCAUCCCAAGUAUGAACCACCGACAAGUCCAAGUUUCUCUUCUAGUGCGUUUCACAACGUUGAACGUCGAGCCAAACACGCACGGACCUAAGUUCUCCUGCAUUUCUUCGAGAAGACGAUGACGUCCGCAAUUCUAACACCGGGCGUUUUCCUAUCUGGUCACUAGAUUUUGAAAUAAAAUGUUUCUAACCAGA
Messenger RNA from Rhipicephalus microplus (southern cattle tick), 734 nucleotides. RefSeq lists its product as uncharacterized. NCBI's taxonomy places the organism in Eukaryota, Metazoa, Arthropoda, Arachnida, Ixodida, Ixodidae. The record is from RefSeq and is a predicted model, not a curated record.